Molecule: messenger RNA, 17845 nt
Organism: Porites evermanni
Lineage: Eukaryota; Metazoa; Cnidaria; Anthozoa; Scleractinia; Poritidae
Source: the annotation of a GenBank genome assembly
ACUGGUGAGAAGCCAUUUAAGUGCAAGCAUUGUGUCAAGACGUUUAGCCAAGCGGAAGAACUGAAAAGACACGAAAGAACACACAGUGGUGGGAAGCCUUUUAAGUGGAAGCAAUGUAACAAGGCCUUUAGCCGGGCAGGAAGUAUGAAAGCACAUGAAAGAAUGCACACUGGUGAGAAGCCAUUUAAGUGCAAGCAAUGUAACAAGGCCUUUACCCAGGCAGGAAAUCUAAAAGUACAUGAAAGAACACACAGUGGUAAGAAACCGUUUAUUUGCAAUCAUUGUGUCAAGGCGUUUAGCCAAGCAGGAAAUCUAAAAAGACAUGAAAGAACACACAGUGGUAAGAAACCAUUUAAUUGUAAUCAUUGUGUCAAGGCGUUUGGCCAGGCAGGAGAUCUGAAAAGACAUGAAAGAACACACAGUGGUGAGAAGCCUUUUAAGUGCAAGCAAUGUGACAAAGCCUUUAGCCAGGCAGGAAGUCUGAAAGCACAUGAAAGAAUACACACUGGUGAGAAGCCUUGUAAGUGCAAGCAGUGUAACAAGGCCUUUAGCCAGGCAGGAAGUCUGAAAGCACAUGAAAGAAUACACACUGGUGAGAAGCCUUUUAAGUGCAAGCAGUGUAACAAAGCCUUUAGCCAGGCAGGAAGUCUGAAAGCACAUGAAAGAAUACACACUGGUGAGAAGCCUUUCAGGUGCAAGCAGUGUAACAAGGCCUUUUGUUGGAGGACAUCUGUUAAAAAACACGAAGAAAGACACCGUUGUUGGAUUUGUCUUAGGAUGAUUACGACCAAGCCGUUGCUUCUUCAACAUUAUGAUGACCAUACGAGAUUACUGGACCUAGCGUCGUAAAUUUUAUCAACGUACUCAAAUUGUGACUUAACUGUGUAGAAUGAUUUAUUAAUAUUUCCUUGUAAAUUUGAGCUAAUCAACCAAAUGUUAUAUGAAUUUGGAUCUGGGUCAUUUUCAUGGUUGCUAAAAGGAACUUUCCUAAUCAUUUAAAGUGUUACUGUUCUUCCUAGUUGAUAGCAUGUUAGACCUCUCAACACUAAAUAGAAAAUCAAAUUAAAUACAUAGUUGCUUUGUUUCGAAUAACGCGAAAAUUAAAGUAAGAUGUUAUUACAAGGCUAUUUUUCAAGGCUUGUAGAAAGUCUAGUGUGUUAGUAUGUUCCACACAAAACACUAUUGAGUUUUGUUAAAAGAGGCAAGUUUGUUCAAGAAGGAGUUGAACAACGAUUUUUUUUUACGAAAAGUUCAAAAGUUAUGCUGUUUACAGCGAAUCAUUUGCACCCUUUAAGCCAUUGUAAGUUAUUUUCUGGGAAGCGCGCGCGCACUGCAUGGUAGUAGUUUUAGUUUCUGGUCUGAUUGGCGCAUUUAGUGGUGGCAGACUCCUUGGACAUUUAAGGUGUUUUCUUAAAAAAGAAACCUUAAACAGACAAGGAUAGAGUUCUUUAACAUUUACAGUCAAGCAUCCAUUUGUGUGUUUUAACCAUUUGUUAAAAAAUUCCGUUUCAGUUUCUCGUUUCAUUGAUGCUUUUAGGGAUUGGAGAUCCUCAAGAACCUUUUUCCUUGAAAAAGGUACCAAGACGUUUGCUAUGGUGUCAAUCAUUUGCAAAGAGUUGAGAUUUUGAACCUUUUUUGUUCUCGACUCAUAAAGUUUGUGGCCGAAUUACAGCGAAGCAAAGCAAACAUAAAUUGCGGUACCAAGACGUUUGCUAUGGUGUCAAUCAUUUGCAAAGAGUUGAGAUUUUGAACCUUUUUUGUUCUCGACUCAUAAAGUUUGUGGCCGAAUUACAGCGAAGCAAAGCAAACAUAAAUUGCGGAUUUGUUAUACGAGAGCCUCUUGGUUUGGAGAUAUACUGCGUUGUGUGUAAGUACUUUCCCUGUUAACGAGUGGCCUUUAUAAGAAAUGUUCAAGUGUAACAACAUGAUUUUAGCGAUAAGGCCUCACGGAAGUGGGUUAUUCGUUACUUGCAAAGCAGCUUUUUGUGCGGCCUUAUCUUCAUAUAUAAUAAGUUGAGUUUUUGGCAUUCUUUAUUAACCGAUAUGGUUUUGAGGCAGUUCUUUUUAUCGGCCAUCUUCCCAGUAAUCACAUCAUUGUAGAUGAUUCUGAUCACUGGCGUCAUUACAUCAGAGGUUAAAUUUUGAGGCAGCAUUGUUAAUAUUUUUUUAAUAUUUAGGAGCGGUGUUGGGUUUGGAACCGUGGCGCUUAUUUUUCUUUGUACCCUUGUUUUGUAGACGUGUUACUCUCAUAACAAAGAAAAAAAAAUAUUACUUUGUGGUUCCGUGUUUAAGUCUCUUUCAGCUUAUGGUUAUUGUUACGUUCAUUUUGCGCCAAAAUAGAAAAUAUAGUGUUUAGUUUGAAGUAAAUUGCUCUCUGGACUAUUAUGUUCUACAUGUUAAACAGUUUAGAAAGUAUUAAAAUUUGCGUCACGAGUUUCCCUUUGUUUGCUUUGUGUAUCGGAAAUACGUUUCAUUUUCCUGCCCCUGGUUGUUGAAACGUUGGAUAGUGCUUUCCACCGGAUAAAUCAUUGUCCAAUGGAUAAGUAUUAAUGGAAACAAUUACAUUAUGCACUAGAGAUCUUUGUCUAGUGGAUAGCGCUUGAACACUGGGUCCUGAAGUGAUCAUUGAAUUCAUUAAAUUAAUCCCACAGUACUAGGAGUCUUUUUUCGUUAGACACCCAUCCAGUUCCUAACCCCACGCAAAAAGGGUUACUUAAUUUUAGUGGUAUACGAGACACGCGAGGUUUUGCAAGGAUAAGGACCUCGAGUUAGGCUCGAUUUCCGCCGUUCUCUCGGUCCUCCCCGAGUAGAGACGGCUGGACACGUGAGUGGCCUGUCGUGGGCUGUGACGUAAAUUCAAAAUUUUAAUUUAUGCGUCGUUACCAAACAUCGGAAAUGAGAAAUUUCAUUAAAUACCGAACAAAUGUUGUACUUUGCCUCGUCGUCGCUUUGUCAUUUGCCAUGAAAUUCAGCAUAAAAAUCAACAGAAACACGUACGGAUUGUAUUCUUUCACUUAAACCCGUGUGUUCUGCUGUCUGUUCAGGGGAGGAGCGUGGGCUCAUUUUGCGAACAGCGGCUGGUAAUUGAGCCUACUCUGGUAUAAGGCGUACAGAAACUCCAUACUGAUGACGUCACAUCACUCAGAUUCGACUGGUCAGGAAGCGUGAGAAAUUUGCUUGAACCAGUCGGAUGCAUUAGAUCUAGGUAGUGAUAUUUCGUCUGCAGUCUUUCCUUAAACGUCUUCUCGCAGGGAAACCAGUGGUGGCGUCACGAAAUGUCAGCUGUUUUCUCAGUCUAGAAUCAGUCUGUCUACUAUGCUGGAGAGCAAGGGACGUACUGGGACAACACAAACAAAGAGCUGACAUCAUAUAAAAUAGCAAUUUCCGUCGGUUUGGUUGUCCCAGUACAUCUCUUGUUCAACAGUAUGGCAAUUUUGUACCACGUGAACCGCUAGCUGUAAACAGCCUGUUUAUGGGACAAAUUUCAGCUAAAAUUUGCUGUUGUGAGGCUUUUGACGUCACAUGUAGCCAACCCCUCCCCUCACCCCACAAACAACGUUGAAGGCGAUUUACGACAACCAGAAAUUACAGGAAUCACGAAUAUUGUAUCACUUUCCCAAGGCCUUUUGUGCAGGAUUGUAGGUUCUCAACACCACGCCAGCAGAGCUUCAUUGGCUGAGGAGGAGAAAUGGAGGUUCUGCUUGAAUCACGUCAAACCUUUGAUGUCGCCUCGGUCCCAACUUCUGGACUAGUCAAUCUUGUUUGCUCUCGUCAAACUGUUUUUUUUUUCCGAGUUCGAGCAUCCAUUUAUGGUUAAACCAAUCGUCAUAGCAGAGUCUGCUGAAGCAAGUGCACCACUAAAGGCCUGGGUUCGAAACUACAACUUAGAAAAGUACCGGGCAUGCUUCCUUGAUUCAUGCAGAAUCGUUCACAAGUACAAGUACGCCAAAAUCAAGCAAGCGAAAGAAAGGCUCUGCUGGCAGGAUGAUUCUUAACAGAAGAAAGGUGAAUUAAACAAAGAUUCGCCCUGAUAUUUAUUUUUAUUUUUGGGACAAAUCGCGAUACUAGUCCUUGAGUAGAUCCUCAAGGAACAGCAUAGAACUGAGCGAGCGAAAACUGUUCCUGAGGUAUAAUAUUCGUACUUCAUGCCUAUUGUCCCCGGGAAACUAAGUUAUGGGGGGAAACAGCGACUGCCAGGACAAUGGGCAUGCCGAAUAAUGAGGGUAUGCGAGAUCAACCGCCACUAGGGGAGGUGGGAGCGGCGAAACUUUGAAGUCACUUCAACUGAACUCCGUUGAACUGGAUAAGAAGCGGGCAAAAACCGAGCGAUUCUAACCAAGGACAGCAAUGCAUCAUGGUACCAGCGCGCAGGCCCAACACGACGGAAUUUAAACGACUUACUCAUUUCUUGCGUCACAGGCCAAUUAUGUAUGCAGUGAGAAUAAUUAUUAUAUUGAGGUGCACUGGAAGUAUCAAUGAACCAUGAGCGACUCGUAUUAACUCUAUGUGAUGGUGAUGUGAUCUAUUUCAAAUUCACACAUUAUUCCUUAUACCUUAAACAGCUUGAGGAAGACUGAAUUAUCAGUGAGGAUUUGAAUUAUAGUUGUUUUGUGUCGCGGUGGUUUCUCCCCUUUCGUAGCGCAGCGUCCGGCCUGGAGAAACCACUGCUCGCAGGGUAUUCAAUUGUCUGAUAUUAAAAAAGAUUCUUUUUGAGAAACGAAGGAAAGCCACUCGGAAAUUGCCCUCACAUUCAAAAUAAAACGGUACAGUAACAUAAUUUUUGCAUUUGCCAAAGAUUUAUGACCUCUGCCAAAUGAUUGUAAUCAAAAAGUGUCACUGUAUGUUGCUGUUAACGUAGUUCUCGCUCUAUUCUUCAGUACAUAAGACAAAGUACUUGCAUGGCUGAGUUUUAGAAAGAUCUACGUCCUUAAGACGAGUGCGACAAAUUACUGACUUAAAUUUCCUUCCAACUGUAAGCUAGCCCAGUGGAUUUUGAGACACACAUUUCCCGUCCAGUGUAUUCUUAGCCGAUUUUGAAACGCAAAUUUCCCUUUCCUAAUUUGAGCCCUUCCAAAAAUAACCCCCUCAAAAAAGGCGCUUAUUUUCGGAAUUUUACGGUAUUUUGCGAAUGGUAAAAUCAUUUAUCGGAAAACCUAGUCUGUGCCGUAUUUACUCGAUAAAAUGCCGUCCUCGAUUACAGUCAAGACAAGUCGGGCGUUCCCCCAGGAUCGCGUUAAUGAAGCGAUUAUUUACAAAACGAAUCCGUUAGUCGUUGCCGCAACCAGUCUCAAAUUCACAUCUGUCUUCCUGCAUACGUGUAAUGAAUAAUGACCCUUUAAGGUAACUCCUUUGUGGUCGCUUUCACCGAUUUCUACCGUUUCUUUUAAAGGAUCCGUUUGCGUAGAAGUUUUAACCAGUUUCUAUGGUAGGUUCUUCGUUGAAGAAGGACAGUUUAUCAAGUACACACCCUCCACAUUGUCCCUUCACUUAGGCAGCCAUUUUAUUCAUUUAUUGACCCGGCCUCGCUUUGGUGCUGAAUCUUCCGGAAGUCAACCAGGUUACCAGAAACUGUUUCCGCAUGGUCUGCAUAGUUCUAAAAAUAACUUUUUUGGGAUUAAGAUAUCCCAAAGGCGUGACUGGGAGUGUCCCUCUCUGUCCUAUUAUGGCUCUUGAUAGGGGGUAUCAAAAAUGUAGUUGCUUUGUUUCAAUUAACGCGAAAAUUUAAGGAAAAUUUUAUUACAAGGCCAUUGUUCAAGGCUUGUAGAAAGUGGAGUGUGAAAAAAGGUUCCACACAAAACUCUAUUUGAGUUUUUUUUAAAAGUGGCAAGCUUUUUUAAGCAGGAGUCGAACCAGGAUUUCUUUUAAGAAAAGUUCAAAAGUUAUGCUUUUUAUAGCGAAUCAUUUAUUCCGUUUACCGCGAUUACAAGUUAAUUUCUGGGAAGCUCGCGACCCUUGUGUGGUAGUAUUUUCAAUGUUAGUUUCUGGUUUGAUUGGUGCAUUUAGUGGUGGCAGACUGCUUGAACACUUAAGACACUUUACCUGUUUUCUGUAAAUAGACGAGGAAAGAGUUUCUUAACAUUUACAGUCUAGCGUCAAUUGUUGUGGUUUCGAUCAUUUGCAAAAAAGUUCAGUUCAGUUUCUUGUUUGAUUGAUGCUUUUAGGGAUUGAAGACCCUCAGGAGCCUCCUGUUUUGUUGUCGUUAAAAAAGUAACAAGACAGUUCUUAUGGUGUCAAUCAUUGGCAAAACGUUUACAUUUGGAACUUUUUUGUUUUCGGCUCAUAUAGUUUGUGGCCGCAGCAUAGCGAAGCAAAAGAAGCAUAAAUUGUGGAUGUUUUGUACGGGAGACUAAUGGUUUGGAGACAUACUGCGUUAUGUGUAAGAACGUUCCCUGUUGACGAGUGGCCUUUAAAGCAAAUUUUUUCACGCAUGGGGUGCCACAGGGUAGCAUUCUAGGGCCUCUGUUGUUUGUGAUUUACAUAAAUAACUUGCCAAAUGUGCUUAACUCCUGCAACGCGUCACUUUAUGCAGACGACACUGUAAUUUAUUGCUAUGGUACAUCCUCAAAGGAGUUGAGUGAUAAGUUAAAUAACGAUCAACUGGGUGUGGCGAAAUGGCUUCAUGAUCACAAACUGACUUUAAAUUUGGACAAAACUAAAUGCAUGCUCAUCGGUAGUAAUAGGAAACGCGAAAGCAAAGUAGAUUUGACUGUUUCAAUUUUAGAUCAUAGUAUAAGUAAUGUUUGCAGCUUUAAAUACCUCGGUAUACAUAUAUCUUCGGAUUUCACAUGGACUGAUCAUAUUGAACACCUAACUGGGAAAAUCAAUCAGAGGCUUGGGCUUCUCAAGCGUAUAAAGCAUUUAUUGCCUUUCAGGGCGCGUCUACUUUUCUAUAAAAGUCUUGUUAUGCCCCUUUUUGAAUAUGCUGAUCUAGUAUGGGGCGAUAAACAUAAUAUUACCCUUAUGUCUAGUUUGCAAGUUUUGCAAAAUAAGGCCGCUAAAGUUAUUUUAAAUAGACCAUUGUACUCAUCCUCCACUGAGGCAUUAGCCGUUCUCAAGUGGCUGCCUCUAGAGAAAAGGCGAUUUCAAAGAAGGUGUGUACACGUAUACAAAUGCAUCAAUGGCCUAAUUAAUCACGAUAUGGACUUGAUUAGACAAGACGUACUUCAUAGGCAUAAUACACGUAACAAAGGCAAUUUUAGAUUACCACGUGUCAAAAGAAAUUGGGGGAAGCAAAGAACACAAUAUCAUGCCGUUUCCGAUUUUAACUCCCUCAGUCAGACGAUCAAAGACUCAAGGAAUGUAAAUAGUUUUAAACGUAAUGUUUUUAAGUUUUUAAUAUAGCUACUUACGUUUAAUUUUUACUUAUACUUAUUUUUAAUUUUUUAUGCAUUUUUUGUAUCUUUUUAAUCCCUUUGCAAUUUUAUAGCUUUUUUUGUUUUUAUAAUAUAUAUCUAGUUUUGAGGUCCUUUUUGAAAACCAUAUCUUUUAUGAAAAAGUUUCCUCAAUAAAGAUGAUUAUUAUUAUUAUUUAAAAGUGUAACAAAACGAUUUUAGCGAGGAGGCCUCACGAAAGUGAGAGUUAUUCGUUACUCGCAAAGCAGCUGUUUCUGUGGCCUUAUCCUUAUAAUAAGGUGUUUUUUGGCAUUCCUUAUUAACUGUAAAAGUGUUGAGGCAGUUCUUUUUAUCGGCCAUUUUUCCAGUAAUCACAUCAACAUAGAUGGUUAUGAUCACUGGCGUCAUUACAUCAGUGGUUAAUUUUUGAGGCAGCAUUGUCGUUAAUAUUUUUUAUAUAUUUAGGAGCGGUGUUAGAAUUGGAACUUUGACGCUUGAAAUUUUUAUUUGUACCCUCAUCUCGUAGACGUGUCGCUUUCGUGACAAAGGAAAAUAUUUUUCGUGGUUCCGUUUUUAAGUCUCUUUUAGCUUAUGUUUAUUGUUAUGUUCAUUUUGCUAAAAAAUGGAAAGUACAGUGUUUGGUUUGAAGUAAAAUGCUCUCUAGACUAUUAUGUUUUACAUAUUAAACAGCCUAGAAAGUGUUGAUAUUUGCGCCACGAGUGUGUAUCGGAAAUGCGUUUGAACUGUAUUUUUUUUUAUCGUCAAAGCGUUUCUUAUUUUCCUGCCUUCGGUUGUCCAAACGUUGGAUAGUGCUUUCUACCAGACGAAUCACUAUCCAAUGGAUAAAUAUUCGGGGAAACAAUUACGUUAUGCACUAGCGCUAUCCAGUGGAUAGCGCUUGAACGCUAGGGCCUAAAGUGAUCAUUGAAUUCAUUAAAUUAAUCCCACAACCUUGGCCGUUGCUUUUACAGUACUAGGAGUGUUUAGAAUAUAUUCUCGGUUGACAACCCAUCCAGUGCCUGACCCCACUCGGAAAGGGUUACUUAACUUUAUUGGCAUACGAGACACGCAAGGUUUUUCGUGAUAAGGACCUCGAGUAUUAGGCUCGAUUUUCGCCGUUCUCUCGGUCCUCCCCGAGAAGAGACAGCUGGACGCGUGAGUGGCCUAUCGUGUCUGUGACGUAAAUUCGAAAUUUUAAUUUAUGCGUCGUUACCAAACAUCGGAAAUGGGAAAUGUAAUUAAAUACCGAAGAAAUGUUGUUCUUUACUUUAUUGUCGCCUUGGUAUUUACUAUAAAAAUCAGCAGAAACGCGUACGGAUUGUAUUUACAUCGAUCUUGCAUUACCGAUGGACUUGACAGUCGUCUCUUUCACGUUAGCUGUCAAUAACUAUAGUUGCGGUUGGUUGAACUUCAAAAUCAUACCUACCAUUUGCCAGUUUCUCUAAGCUAAUACUUUUCUUUGUAAAUAUUUUAGGCUUUAAGCUUAAAACGCCCUUAAACACGAUAGCGCGCCACAUCAAACAACAAAUUUACAUCCUUCGUUUGAAUUGUGUUGUAGGAAAAUAAAUAUAUGUUACCUGCUCGAUUUGAGCAGGUAACGAUCUGGCCCCGGUUGCUUGAAAAAUGGUUAACUCUUGACCAAUGGUUAAAAGUUAACCGAGGGUUAGUUUCGGUUGCUCGAACGCUGGUUAGUGUUAACCAAGGGUUAAAUUUUUUGUAACCAUGCGUUAAAUUUAACGUACCUGGCUACUAGUGUUCACUUGUUAACCAUCGGUUAAAAUGACGUGUGUUGCAAAAUCCGUGAAACAAAAUGGCAGUUGAUUUGCUUUUUCGCUUCAUUUUGUUAGUAGUUGUGUUAGUAAACUUUGAUUUCAGUACUGCUUGAGUUACUUCAAACCUUUGAGCUAUUAUAAUUGCAACUUCUUGCGCUGAAAAAUUUGGUUUUCGUUUAAGCACGCGCUUUUAUUGAUAGCAGGGACUUCAACAGCUUCAAGUUAAAGCAAAGAAUUUUCGGCACCAUUUUACUGUUAAAAGUGAACAGAAUAUAGAGCUUUAGCAUCGACGACGGUGAAGGCGCGAAAAGGUCACUGUUAACGUGAAUUCGCGCUUUUUCAUUCGCUUUGUCGCAUUUAUUCCAAUUCGCUGAAAAUGUCAAAUGUAGGAGAAUUUCCCUGGAGUUGAUUUCUUGGAGACCGCACUUAGUUUAGAGAGAGAAAGAAAAGUUCGUUGUCGCUUGUUAACGUCCUCCAUAAAAAAAUGAAAUUAGGCAUUUUCACGUCGUAGUCGUGCAGUGACGGCAUAGAAAUGUACAAAACAGCGUGAUGCGCUUGCAAAGUUGUUGUUUUAUUAAUCUAAACCUAUUCCUUUCUUGACGUUCUCGUUACUGUCGCCUUCGUCGUUGCUAUUAGGGACCUUACGAUCCGACAACGGCGACGUCCAUAAAAACCUCGCUGAAAAAUAGACUCCGAAUCCUUUCAAAUCAUUUCGCGAUUAUCCCAAGUCGCCCAGCUACUUAAAAGAAGGGAAUUUAUAUAAGCGCUGAAGAGAGGGUCCGCACCCGAGUUCAGACAGAGAUGGUAGAAUUUAUCGCCUUGCCGUUCCAGUCCUCAAAAAAGCUUUAAAUUUGCUCAUUUCACGUUGUAGUCGCGCAGGGACGGCAAAGAAAUGUACAAAAAAGCGUGAUGCACGUGCAGAGUUGUUGUUUUGCUAAUCUAAACCUAUUGCUUUCUGACGUUGCCGUUGCCCUCGCCGUCGUAGUUUCGUAAGGUCCCCAUUAAAAGCUCCCUUAAACCUUUCGUUGGAAAAACUUAUCAGACCUGUUUGGAGAUGGUUAAAGUCUGGUAUAUUUUAUUAAACCAUUGGUUAGCUAACGACGGAUUAGCGUUUGCUUAACAGACCUUCGAGCAACGGGAAUUUAACUAACAGUUAGUUAACCCACGGUUAGCAAAUUUAACCAACCGUUACCAACUAACAUAUGGUUAAAUUAACCAUCUUUCGAGCAACCGGGGCCUGAUUGGUGGUACUUGACAACAGCAAACUCAUGCAUCCAGCCGGCUGUUCGGAGGAGGAACGUGGGCUCAUUUGACAAACAGCGGCUGGUAAUUGAACCUGCUCUGGUAUACGACUUACAGAAACUCCAUACUGAUGACGUCACGCCACCCAGAUAAGACUGGUCAGGAAGUGUGGGAAAUUUGCUUGAACCAGUCUGAUGCAUCAGGUCUCGGUACUGAUGCGUUGUCUGCGGUCUUUCCUUAAACGUCUUUUCGCAGCGAAGCAAGUGGUAGCGACACAAAAUGUCGGCUGUUUUCUCAGUCUAGAACUGAAUCAGUCUGUCUACUAUGCUGGAGAGCAAGGUACGUACUGGGACAACACAAACAAAGAGCUGACAUCAUUUAAAAUGGAAAUUUCCCUCGUUUUUGUUGUCCCAGUACAUCUCUUGUUCUCCAGUAUGGCAAUUUUGUACCACGUGAACCGCUAGCUGUAAACGGCCUCAUGUUCAUGGGACAAAUUUCAGCUAAAAUUUGCCGUUGUGAAGCUUUUUCAAUUCAAAUGUGGCCAACCCCUCCCCUCAACCCACAAGCGACGUUGAAGGCAAUUUACGACAACCAGAAAUUAAAUUACGUUAUUCCUUAUACCUUAAACAGCUUGAGAAAGACUGACUUAUCAGUGAGGAUUAUAUUUGAAUUAUAGUUGUUUUGUGCCGCAAUGGUUUCUCUCCUUUCCUAGCGCAGCGUCCGGCCUGGAGAAACCACUGCUCGCAGGGUACCCAAUUGUCUGAUAUUUAACAAAGGCUUUUUUUGAGGAACGAAGAAAAGCCCUAAUUGAAAUUGAUUGUACUCGGAAAUUGCCCUCAAAUUCAAAAUAAAACAAGGCAAAAACUGUACAGUAACACAUUAAUGUUUGUAUUUGCCAAAGAAAUACAGUCUAACCUCUCCUUACGGACACCUCUCUAUUACGGACAGUUCGUUUGGUCCCAGAAAUACUAAAAAUCACACAUUCCCUACCUCUAUAAUACAGACACCUCUGUAAAGCGGACACUUGGCUCUGUCCCUUUGGUGUCCGUAUUAAAGAGGUUUGACUGUAUUACUUGGGCAAAAUGAUUUUAUAAAGGAAAUAAAGGGAGAUGUAAAGAAUCAACCAUAAGAGGACACAGAAAAAAAAUCUGAGACCCAGAUGGGAUUCGAACCCGCGACCCUCCGUGUUCUAGAUCGGGUGCUCUAACCUCUGAGCUACUGAGGACUCGUUGGCGAGCAAGGGUCAUUUUUGUGGGUUGGACUUACGAACCGCAUCUCACAGUCACUCAGUCCAUCGCAAGCAACACAUUAAGGCUUAACUGUAUCACACGUUCACAUUAAUAGUAAGAAAUGUCUCACUCAUGAAGGAGCCUUUUUUCUUUUAUAAUAUAAAUAUCAGUGGCAUAGGUUGGUCAAAUGAUUGUAGUCAGAAGGUUUUACAGUAUUUUGCUGUUUGCGCAGUUCAGUUUUCAGUCUUGGCUUUGAUUUCCUCGGUACAUGUAGAAAACGUACUUGCCUGGUUGAGUUUUAGAAAGAUCUACGUCCUCAAAGCGAGUUUCAGUAAAAAAUUGCCACAAAUUACCGACAAAAAUUACCCUUCCAACUAUAAGCUAGCCCAGUGGAUUUUAAGACGCACAUUUCCCUCCCCAGUAUAAACGCAGCCGAUUUUGAAAGGUAAAUUUCGCUCUACGAAUUAAGCCCUUCCAAAAAUAAGCCCCUCAAAAAUAUAAGCCCCGGGGAUUAUUUUCGAAAUUUUACGGUAUUUUCCAAAAUGUAAAAUACGUUUAUCGCAAAACUAGCGUAGGUGUAAAGGGCCAACAGUAUGAAUUAAGAGAAAUAAGCCGAUAGCAAAAAAAAUAUGAAAAGAAAUCAAACAAUGUAUUUAAACUGAGGUGGUUCGAUUGGGUUUCUUUAAUAUAUAGUUGUAGCCUCCAAACCUCUGUUUGAAACUAAACCAUCGAAGCGCGGUACGAAAUUGAUUUAUUUUAUUUAUUUUUUGUCAACAUAAUAUAAAUACAAAUACAAAUACAUAAGGGUGAUCAAACAAAAUAACAAAGAAAAAGUGGCCAGGAUUCCGCAACAGCGUGAGCCAAUUACUGCGGGCCCAGAAAAUUAAAACAAUAGAAUAUUUAAAAUACAGUGAAACCUCUAGCCUGCGCGCAGACGAAAUUAAACUCUGGUUAGCCGAAAAGAGAUCUAACUAAAGUGAGAUAAACCGAUCGCAUAACUUCAGUGCUUCGUGUAAAUCCUGUAUUACGUCUAAUGUAACCUAACAGCUUAUUUGCGCGACACGACUGCUCAAACACUUGUUUGCUCCAUGUGAGGUCGUUAGCGACAAAGACUCCUAAGUCACGCUCGGUGACCACUGACUCUAGAACUUUCCCUUUGGCUUCAGUUUCCUGGAUAUUCUCUGAGCCUUGCAUUUUGUCUCGUUAAAAGUAAGACCGGAGUCUUUUGACCAAGCGUCGAGUCGAUUCAGAUCCGACUGGAGAGACACAACAUCAGCAGCAGACUUGACCUCUUUCAAGAGGUCUUUGUGUCGUGGGCAAACAUAGCGAUGUUACUCUGCUCUACCACAUCCGGAAUUUCCAAGGUUCGUUUGAUGGGAGGACCUCCUCUAGCACCGGCGGUAAAUGAAUCCGGCCACAACUGAUAUCUCCACGAAACUUUCCAUUGUGAGAGAUUGUUUUUGUUUUACGUUCAUUUAAAUUAUUAUACCUUGGACUUCUGUCUAUACCGUAUUUACUCGAUAAAAUGCCGUCAUCGAUGAUUACAAUCAAGACUGGUCAAGCGUACCCCAGAAUUUCAUUAGUGAAGAGAUUAUUUGAAAAAUGAAUCUGUUAAUCGUUGCCGCAACCAGCCUCGAAUUCAAAUCUGUUUCCCUACAUGCGCAUAAUGAACAAUGAUUUUUUCAAGAUAACUCCUCUGUAUUCGCGUUUGCGGCAUUAAAGCAGGAAUAAUGGAAUCCGGAAUCCGGAAUCCGGAUCCUUAACUGGAAUCCGGAGUUGGUGCCUGUUCUGUGAAAUCCAUGGCACUGGCGGAAACUCUCUGUAUUCGAUCAGAUUGAAAAGCUUUAAAUGGAUAAAAUUGCUUUAAGGACGUUUACAUCAAUUUCAAGAAAACCGACUUGGGAAAAAUUUCAUAACUACCUCGCGUGUGAUUUUACUGCUCAUUAAGUAUGCAGGAGUGCAGAAAUUGAAACUGAAAUUCACAGCCAAAGGCCGAUUUAAAAGCUUCCAAUAAUGAAAUUAUUAAUGCAAUCUUUGGUGGGGAGGGGAUGGUAGUACUCUUUACUGUAACUCCGUAGAUGGAAAACUAUCCUAUAAUACGGCUCCAAUUCAGAACAAUCAAUCAACGCUGUGUAGAGAGCAAUCAAUCCAUAAACGCCGCGGCGGCGUUUAUUCAAAGAUUAUGCGUAAAGCACUUGGGACAACUUAAUCUGCAUCAUCCAGACAAUAACUACUCCAUCUCAGCAAAAAAGGGACACGUUGGAACUUAAAAAAUCUUUCUGCUUUACAAAUGUUUCUAAAUAAAUUUUCCUAAUUGUUAUCAGUAAUUGUGAAUUUUUACAUAUAUGUAAAAUCCAGUAAUUUUUAAUAUCGGAUACUCUAGAAAUGUUUAUAUAAACAGUUGGGGGGUUUAAUCGAAUAAAGAUGGUAUAUAUUUUUCAAUUAAAACAAAUAUUUCUGCCAGUUUGGACCAUCUUGAACGCGAUGGGAACUGGGAAUGAGGGUUUCAGGAAGAAACAAAGGAGCAUGGGAAGACAUGGGAAAGUCGCCAUCUUUGCUCAAGCGACGUUCACAGAUGAUGACAUUGAGAGGUACGUGUGUUAGUUGUAUGUUUUACGAUCCGGAUAUGUAAUUGAAAUAAUAUACUUUAAUGGGGAGAAAUGAGACAUUUUUUGCCAAGCUGUAUUACCAGCUCAAAAGCAAAGGAUGAUAACAGUAAAGCGUAAGCUAGUGUUUAGGUUGCGUUGACAUCGAUUUAAUAUAAUAUUUAUUUAAAACGCACAAGAAACUGUUAGGUGUAAAAAGCAAACUUUGAGGUAAAAAGGAAACGUGAAAAAAUAUCAAGUUUGCUUUAGAUUCAAAGGUGUCUUAAGUUAUUUGUGUCAUGUUGAUGUUUUGUAACUCUUAUUAUUUAUGCAUCAGUCAAUUCCAGCUGCGCCCAGCCCCCCCGGCUACUGAGGGGCAUUUGCCCGCCUUGUCAGUCCCGGGGGUGGGGCAUUUGCAAAUCUUGCACUGCCUGGGGGCCGGGCAUUUGCCAACCCCGGGGCCAUUCCCGAGCUUUUGACACGCACGCAGUUUCCUAUCAGAAAAUAACUACACAGAAGGUUUUACUGGAAAAAAUGCAGAUUGGCUCAUGUGUCAAGGACAGGAAUAAAUUGAAGAGGGUUGUAAAGGCAUAUGAUGAUAGCAUUGAGAGGUACGUGUAUUUAAUAGUUGUACAUUUUACGAACCGGAUACACAAUUGAACUACAGUGAAACCUCUAUUAAGCGGACACCUUCGGGACCUUCACAAGUGUCCGCUUUAAAGAGGUUUGUAGAAACGAUUAACAUUCAACGGUUAUUCUGUACUGUGAUUAUAACUUUGUUUGUAAGUGCAAAAACAUAACAGAAAUCAUCAACGAUAAUAAGCUAAAAUACGCGGGGUGCAUCGAUUUAUCUUUAUUAAUCGACUACUGUAGGUAUUUGAAGGACGUAAUCUAAUACUACUGUGAUUGUCGAUUUAGCCUGGUGUCCACUUAAUAGACGUUUUUAACAAUAGAAAUUAGCCCAAUACAAUAAUUAUUUCAGUGUCCGCGUCCGCUUGAUUAUAAUAGAGGUGUCCGCUGAAUAAUUUUUGGAACCCGGCUUAGUGUCCACUUAAUAGAGGGUGUCCGCUUAAUUGGGGGUUCACUUAAUUAAUAAUAGAGGUUUAAUUUUAACUGUAACAUACUUUUAUGUCGAGAAAUCAGACAUCUUUCGCAAUCUUGCCAAGCUGUAUUAUCAGUGCAAAAAAAAAGGAUGAAUUGAUAACAGUAAAGGGUAAGCUCGCGUUUAGGUUCCACUGACAUCGAUUUAAUUUAAGCUUAAUUUAUUUAAACCGCACAAGAAACUGUUAAGUGUAGAAAGCAAACUUUGAAGACAAAAAGGAAAUGUAAAAAAAUAUUAAGUUUGCUUAAAAUUCAAUGCUGUCUUAACUUAUUUGUGUCAUGUUGAUGUUAUGUAACUCUUAUUUUUUCUGUGAGUGAUGUCACCCUGGCGUGCUUCUUUAUAUUUCAUUUGCGGUUAUGGACUCAUUACAUCUGAUCUAAAUUCUACAUGUAUCUGGAGCAGAAGUAUUUUCGUUCUUGAUCUUUUGUUUUUUUUUCGCUGUGGGCAUUCCAUUUAUAAUUUAAUAACCAACCCACCUCCACCAAAAUGGCAAUUACGUUGAUGAGGUUUUUUGACAUAAUUCAUAUUAGGGUUUUUGUGUGGGAAACUUAUUUCGUUAUUACGAUCAUAAGAGCAAUUUUUGAUGCUUUUUGCUUCAUGUAAGACAUUGUAUAAUGUUCUGAGCUGGGUUUGUGAAUAUUAAAUGGCAUGACCCUGUGUAUCAUAUGAAGCAUUUCUUGCACGUCAUCAUAUUUUCUACCAUAUCUUGUAAACACCUUAGUUUCUUCGGUCUUAAAGCAUCAACAUGACAUCUUGGAUAAUUUCACCACCCAUGCUAGCAUGUAUCUUUUUUGUGUUUGUUGAAACAUGCAUAGCAUCAAAUAGACUCUGUGGUCAGUUUUUAAUUAUCAGCUUUUUGUUGCAAACUUCACAGCUUUUUGCACAUUAUGUCAGCCUCGUUGAAUUGUGGUUCUUUUGAUAGGCAUGUUGGGACAGAUUAUUAUUCUAGGGUACCAAAAACAGUUUUGAAAGGUUUUCGAAAUGUAAAAAAAUGUCACGUUUUUACAGGGCUGUCAUUUUAACCUCACUUUUCUUGGUAUAUGCAUUUAAUAGGCGGGAAUUGAACAAACAGGAAGUGUUUUUUGUCUAUUUUCUUGUUCUUAUUAGCUAAGGAAAUACCCGGACCCCAGCUGUUAGCAACAGUGCUGCUUUUAUAGUCUGAAGAUAAAUAUAAUAUGUUUUUGUAGCUAAAAUUUACAAAGCGUUAGUAGCAGUUUUAAUAGCAUAUUUGACUAUUAUAGAAGAAAAUAGUUAAGUGUUUGCACCCACACCCACAGGUAAGAAGGCCUUUAGCCAGGCAGGAAAUCUGAAAGUACAUGAAAGAAUACACACUGGUGAGAAGCCAUUUAAGUGCAAGCAAUGUGACAAGACCUUCAGUCAUGCAGAAAAUCUGAAAGUACAUGAAAAAACACACACUGGUGAAAAACCAUUUAAGUGCAAGCAAUGUAAAAAGUCAUUUAGCCUUGCAGGAAAUCUGAAAAAACAUGAAAAAAUACACACUGGUGAGAAGCCAUUUCAGUGCAAGCAUUGUGACAAGGCGUUUAGCGAGGCUGGAAAUCUGAAAAGACAUAUAAGAAUACACACUUGUGAGAAGCCUUUUAAGUGCAAGCAGUGUAACAAGGCCUUUAGCCAGGCAGGACAUCUGAAAAGACAUGAAAGAAUACAUAGUGGUGAGAAGCCGUUUAAGUGCAAGCAAUGUAACAAGGCCUUUAGCCAGACAGGAGAUCUAAAAGUACAUGAAAGAAUACACACUGGUGAGAAGCCAUUUAAGUGCAAGCAUUGUGUCAAGGCGUUUAGCCAAGCAGGAGAUCUGAAAAGACAUGAAAGAAUACACACUGGUGAGAAGCCUUUUAAGUGCAAGCAAUGUAACAAGGCCUUUAGCCAGGCGGGAAGUCUCAAAGUACAUGAAAGAAGACACACAGGAGAGAAGCCAUUUAAGUGCAAGCAUUGUAACAAGGCCUUUAGCCAGGCAGGAGCUCUAAAAGCACAUGAAAGAACACACAGUUGUGAGAAACCGUUUAAUUGCAAGAAAUGUGACAAGGCGUUUCGCUGGCCACGAUAUGUGAAAGAACACGAACGAAUACACACGGGUGAAAAACCUUUCAAGUGUAAUCAGUGUAACAAGGCCUUUUGUUGGAGGCAAGGUCUUAAAGCACACGAAGAAAGACAUCGUUGUUGGAUUUGUCUUAAGAUGAUUAAGACCAAGCCUCUGCUUUGUCAACAUUAUGAUGACCAUAUGAGGUUACUGGACCUAACGUCGUAGAUUUAAUGAACAUAUUCAACAUGGUGUGACUUAACUUUGUAUAAUGAUUUAUUAAUAUUUCCUUGUAAAUUUAAGCUAAUCAUUUAGCCAGGCAGGAAUUCUAAAAGUACAUGAAAGAAUACACACUGGUGAGAAGCCUUUUAAGUGCAAGCAAUGUAACAAGACCUUUAAGUGCAAAGACAUGAAAGAAUACAUAGUGGUGAGAAGCCGUUUAAGUGCAAGCAAUGUAACAAGGCCUUUAGCCGCGCAGAAAUUCUGAAAGUACAUGAAAGAAGACACACAGGUGAGAAGCCAUGUUCUUCCCAGUUGAUAGCAUGUUAG